ACAGAAAUAUAUCAUAGAAUUGGAUAUAAAACCAAAACCUCCAGCAAUGUAGGUGUUUCCCGUCAUUUUGUUUUACAUGUCCGCCACUGUCAGGCUAAUCAGUCGCGGACGACCUUUUGACAGACAUUGGUGUCACGACUAUACCACUAGGUACUUAUUCAAGUGUAAUAUCUCCCACUAUGCCGUCGGGUUGUAGAUAAACACACUGGAUCGACACAAUAUGGAGGAUCUGAUCUGCUUCUUUUUCCUGUUUUUCACAGCCAUUAUCCACCAUGGGGAAGCAGCCCUGCCUCUAGUAUCAUUGGAACAGCUUUGUGCACAAGUCGGAGACAUGGAUUGUGAUACAGAAUACGUAAGUCACGGAGACGAACAGACCUGUGGAAUGGACGGAGUUACCUAUGACAACUUCUGUCACUACGCUAAGGCAAGAUGUGCGAACAUUAAUUUGGGUAUAGCUAAUGUUGGAAGUUGUAUUGAGAAUGACCCUCGGAGUACCCUGCCUCCGGACCACACGACUACGCCCGUCCCUGACGUCAUAAUACAGUUUUUCUGUAAGAAUACUGAUAAUAUUGAUUGUACAAUAGAAGAUCUCGAACCCUACUGUGGUACCAAUGGAAUAUUAUACAAAAACAUGUGUGAUUUUGCUAAAGCGAAGUGUAUAAAUCCAACACUGGAUAAUCAGAGCCUUCUAAACUGUCCGGAUGACGGCAGUGCAAUACAUGCAGUAGGGAAGUAAUUGAUAAUGCUUUAUUAAUGUUUCUUGAAAAUAUUCGAUCAUAUUCUGUAG
This is a messenger RNA of Pecten maximus, 787 nucleotides long. Its product is annotated as follistatin-like. Gene Ontology annotation, molecular function: protein binding. Lineage: Eukaryota; Metazoa; Mollusca; Bivalvia; Pectinida; Pectinidae. The coding region runs from base 221 to 736 and encodes 171 amino acids. The transcript has 5 exons. The record is from RefSeq and is a predicted model, not a curated record.